AUGUCUGGUUCUAAACUCAUUCUUGUAAUCGGUGCCACUGGUGCUCAGGGCAUAGCUGUCAUCGACGCAUUGCUUUCAUCAGCUUCAGAUGGCUCACCUUCUCCCUACAGUGUACGCGCUUUGACCAGAGACCCGUCCAGCCAAUGCGCACAGGAGCUUGCCGCUAAGGGAGUCGAAUGCGUCCAGGGCGCGUUCGACAAUCUCCGAAGCGUAGCUGCUGCAUUUAAAGGUGUAUACGGCGCGUGGGUGAACACCGACGGGUUUACUGUCGGCGAACAGAAAGAAAUUUACGCUGGUCUGAAAAUAUUCGAAAUCGCGAAACGUACCCCGUCAGUGCGCCACUAUGUGUGGAGCAACUUGGAUUACGGCUCGAAGAAAUCCGGUUAUAGCCUGGAGCACAAGUGCGAACACUAUGACGGGAAGGGCCGCGUUGCAGAGUUCAUGAAACAACAGAAUUCGGGCGCAUCUGGAAUGACUUGGUCAAUCGUGACAACCGGACCUUACUUUGAGCUUCUGUAUACAUUGUGUGGCCCGUUCAACAAACGUGCAGACGGCACCUUUGUAUUCGCAUCAGUCGUACAAGAUGGUCACGUACCUUUCAUCGCCUUGUCUGAUCUGGGCUGGUGGGCACGUUACACUUUCGAUCACCGCACCGAAACGUCUGGAAAAGAUUUGGAAGUGGCGAGUGAUAUGGUGGGGUGGGACUACCUCGCUAAGACGUUCACCGAAGUCACUGGACAUCCAGCUAUACACAAACGCCAAAGUCAGGAUGAGUGGUGGCUCAAUUGGCACGGGGCAGAGAAGCCUAUAGCCAACGAGCGAGGCACAACACCCGACGGCUCGACGUCAGGAAAGGAGAACUUCUCUUCCUUCUGGAGGUUGUUUCGAGACGAUAUCAUCAAAAGGGACUUGGGCUGGAUCCGAGGCACUCACCCUACGGGACAAACGUUGGAAAGUUGGAUGAGAGAGAAGAACUAUCAAGGUGCCCUUUGGCUUGCCGAGACGGCCGGGCCAGUCCUCAAGAACGACCAGGACGGCAAGAACAUCUUCGUGCCUAACCUUGAUGUGAUGUCGCAGUUGUGA
Messenger RNA from Pleurotus ostreatus (oyster mushroom), 1083 nucleotides. RefSeq lists its product as uncharacterized. The record is from RefSeq and is a predicted model, not a curated record. The coding region runs from base 1 to 1083 and encodes 360 amino acids. NCBI's taxonomy places the organism in Eukaryota, Fungi, Basidiomycota, Agaricomycetes, Agaricales, Pleurotaceae. The transcript has 4 exons.